Messenger RNA from Serendipita indica DSM 11827, 1383 nucleotides. Lineage: Eukaryota; Fungi; Basidiomycota; Agaricomycetes; Sebacinales; Serendipitaceae. The record is from the annotation of a GenBank genome assembly.
AUGAUUGUAUUGCCUUCUUCGCCAAAAGAGCAGGAGCCAGUUAAAGAGGCUGAGCCAUCCAAUGCGCCCCCACCUGACAAUGCCGACGAGGAAGAGGAGGAUAUGGAAGAAGAAGAUAGCGAAGAUGACAUUGAAAUCAUUACUGAUGGACCAGUACCUGCACCUAUCAAGCACUCGAUAGACUAUAGACCACAAGCAGCCGUCAAUCGGACGUCCAACUACUCAGCCCCUCAAAGCACUUUGACCACGGAAUAUAAACCUUUAGAGCGUGAGACUAAGAAACUUGCUGUAUCACCGGCAGUAGCCCAGCCGCCAGUGCAAGAACUUGCCACGAAGCCACAGGAGAGCACUUCAAAUGAACCCCAAGUCGACCCAUCGACUCUUCCAGUAGCUCGAGCCCCAGCUUCAGCGCCAAAGAUUGAGUUGGACAAGGAUGGCCUACUAGACGGAAGGUCGAUCUACGAUGUCGACAUUGCCGCUCUUGAGAGCAAGGCUUGGAGGCGUCCGGGAGCUGACCUUAGUGAUUGGUUCAAUUAUGGCUUUGACGAGAUAUCUUGGGAAGCGUAUGCUGCUCGCCGAAAGCAGCUGGGAGAUAUGGCGCCAAUCCUCAAGGCGAAUGUUCUGACCUUGUCUGGGAUGACGGAAGAACAAGUCCUCAAUAUGCCCAGCGACUUGCGCGGAAUGGUCAUGAUGUCCUCCAAUCUUGCCGCAAACAACAUGGGAAACAUGAAUGCCCCGAAUAUGAUGCCAAAUCCAGGUGGCAUGCAUCCAGACAUGAUGAUGAACAUGGGCAUGAUGGGGAACAUGCCGGGAGGGCCAGAUAUGAGCGCAGCCGGACAACAAGGCAUGAUGCAGCCUAUGGAACCCGACAUGUCUCAGUCAGGUAUGAUGCAAGGAAUGGACUUUCAAGGGGGCAAUAUGAACCAAGGAAUGGAUUACCAGGAAUCCACUCCGGUGCAGGCGCCACCAAGUGGAGGAGGCUUUUCAAUGGAAGGUGUACCCUCAGGACCAUCUCGAGGAGUACCCUUCAAAGCAAGGCCACCAUCAACUGCAACUCCACCUACUGCUCCUCGUGCGCGAGCUUCAACAGCUGCUCGGGGUCGCGGCCUUGCUCCACCUACCGGGCCAAGAGCGGCGUCUCCACUUCCACCAAACGUACCAACAGGACCUCGAGGGCAGCACAGAUACAAAGACCGCGAUACGGGUGCACCAGGCUCAGAGCCACUGGACUAUGGUGGGGAUGGUUACUCCCGGUCGUCGGACAGAGGAAGAGGAGACGAGUUUGGACGAGAUAUGGAUCGUUCAAGGGACGACGAUAGCAAGUCUGGCAAGCGGAGGCGAGCUUCGCCGGCAGAGGACAGCGGACGAUCAAAACGUCGAUGA